This is a messenger RNA of Micromonas pusilla CCMP1545, 1592 nucleotides long. RefSeq lists its product as uncharacterized. The record is from RefSeq and is a predicted model, not a curated record. Gene Ontology annotation, molecular function: ATP hydrolysis activity; ATP binding. NCBI's taxonomy places the organism in Eukaryota, Viridiplantae, Chlorophyta, Mamiellophyceae, Mamiellales, Mamiellaceae. Bases 166 to 1512 code for a protein of 448 amino acids. Gene Ontology annotation, biological process: vacuole organization; endosomal transport. The transcript is spliced from 7 exons.
CGGAAGCCACGAAGACGCCGCGAACGUAACGUCGCGGGCACGGUCCCCCGCGCGGACGGAUCUCGCCCCGCGUCUCCGGGUGUCCGCGUUGAAAAAAAGGGACAGCUGUCGUCGUCGUCGUCGUCGUCGUCGUCGUCGUUCUCGUCGUCGUUCUAUCAAACAAACAUGGGCGACCUCGGCGGCGGCAUCGCGAUCCGCGAGAAGGCGAUCGCGCUGGUGAAGGAAGCCGUGGAGAGGGACAAGGCGUCGGAGUACGCCGCGGCGUUCAAGCUCUACACGUCCGCGCUCGAUCACUUCACCGUGUAUCUGAAAUACGAGAAGAAUCCGAUGAUGCAGCAGACCAUCAAGACCAAGUUCACGGAGUACCUGGAACGCGCGGAGGAGCUCAAGAAGCUCAUGGACGCGGACGACGCCGCCGCGGACGGGCGCACGAACCCGAACGCGUCGCCUGAGCUCAUCAAGGCGCGGCCGAAGGAUACUAAGAAGGGCGGCGUCGGGAAGGGGGGCGCGGAGGACGACGAGAUGAGCAAGAUGCGCGGCGCGCUCGGCGGAGCCAUCGUCACGGAAAAGCCGGACGUCAAGUGGGACGACGUCGCGGGCCUGACCUCGGCGAAGGAAGCGCUGAAAGAGGCGGUCAUCCUCCCGGUCAAGUUCCCGCAGUUCUUCACCGGGAAACGCAAAGCGUGGAGCGGUUUCCUUCUGUACGGUCCCCCCGGCACCGGGAAGUCUUUCCUCGCGAAAGCGGUGGCCACGGAGGCGGACUCGACGUUUUUCAGCAUCUCAUCCUCCGACCUCGUCUCGAAGUGGAUGGGCGAGUCCGAGAAGCUCGUGAACCAGCUCUUCACGAUGGCGAGAGAGAAAAGCCCGUCGAUCAUCUUCAUCGACGAGAUCGACGCGCUGUGUGGCGCGCGCGGCGAGGGCGGCGAGAGCGAGGCGUCGCGGCGGAUCAAGACUGAGAUUCUCGUGCAGAUGCAAGGGGUGGGCAACGAAGCGGGCCGCGUCUUGGUGCUCGCGGCGACGAACACGCCGUACCAGCUCGACCAGGCGGUUCGAAGGCGGUUCGACAAGCGGAUAUACAUCCCGCUGCCGGACGCGCCCGCGAGGGCGCACAUGUUCAGAGUGCACGUGGGAGAGACGCCGCACGAUCUCACAGACGCGGAUUUUCAGUCGCUCGGCGCGCAGAGCGAGGGGUUCAGCGGCAGCGACAUCGACCACGUCGUCAAAGACGUCCUGUACGAGCCCGUGCGAAAGACGCAGGAGGCGACGCACUUCAAGACGACCACCGGACCCGACGGCGACGAGCGGUACGUCCCGUGCUCGCCCGGCGACCCCGACGCGUGGGAGCGGACGCUGGAGCAGCUGGCGGAGGACGGGCUCGGGGAGAGGGUGCAUCCGCCGCCGAUCUCGGCGAACGACUUCAGGAAGGUGCUGGCGCGCGCGCGGCCGACGGUGGCGGCGGGGGACUUGGAGGAGCACGAGCGGUUCACGAGGGAGUUUGGGGAGGAGGGAUGACGCGUUCGCGUUCGCGUUCGCGUUCGUAUCGUGUGAGAAGACGGGUAGGCGCGUCUCUCGUUCAUCGUUCGCACUCAUUC